AUGUUCGGUUUCUCAAUCUUCACAAUCAGCACCGCCGUCGCAAAAGACCUUCAGACAAUUUUGAUCUGCCGCUUUUUCGGCGGCUUCUUCGGAGCGUGUCCGCUGGCUGUAGUCGCGGCCGUUUUCUCCGACAUGUUCGACAACCGCACCCGUGGAACCGCCAUCACCGUCUUCUCCAUGGCCGUCUUCACCGGUCCACUGCUCGCCCCCUUCAUCGGCGGCUACAUCGUUGAGUCGCACCUCGGCUGGCGCUGGACCAUGUACAUCCCGUCUUUCAUGGGCUUUCUCGCCUUCUUCCUCGACCUCACCUUCCUCGAAGAGACGUACCCUCCCGUCAUCUUGAUCUCCAAGGCAUCCGAGCUGCGCCGCCGAACGGGCAACUUCGCCAUCCACGCCAAGCUGGAGGAGGUCGAGAUCGACUUCAAGGAGCUGGUGAACAAGAACUUCUCGCGCCCCAUGCGCCUCCUCUUCGGCGAGCCCAUCGUCACCGCGCUAUCCGUCUACAUGGCCUUCAUCUACGGCCUCCUCUACCUCUUCCUCACCGCCUACCCCUUCGUCUUCCGCGGCGUCCACGGCUUCAACGCCGGCCAGUCCGGCCUCGCCUUCUUCGGCAUGAUCACCGGCCAGCUCAUCGCCGGCGUCACCGUCCUCCUCCAGCAGCCCUGGUACCUCCGCAAGCUCAAGGCCAACAACGGUGUCCCCAUCCCCGAGUGGCGCCUGCCCAGCGUCAUCGCCGGCGGCAUCUUCUUCGCCGCGGGCAUCUUCUGGUUCGGCUGGUCCGGCUACCGCCGGGACAUCCACUGGAUCGUCCCCGCCCUCAGCGGCCUCUUCACCGGCUUCGGCCUCAUGUCCAUCUUCCUCCAGGCCCUCAACUACCUCGUCGACGCCUACCUCAUGUUCGCCGCCUCCGCCAUCGCCGGCAACACCUUCCUCCGCUCCCUCUGCGGCGCCGGCUUCCCCCUCUUCGCCAGCUACAUGUUCAACGGCAUGGGCAUCCAGUACGCCUCGACGCUCCUCGGCGCCGUCGCCGCCGUGCUCGCGCCCAUCCCCGUCAUCUUCUACGUCUGGGGCCACAAGAUCCGCGCCAAGAGCGCCUACGCCCCGACCUUUGCCGCGCCCGCCGACGAGCCGGAGGAGGAGGAGGAGGGGUCCUCCGAGGAGUUCGCCAACGGACACUCGAACGAGAAGCCGCCCUCCGUCGCCGCGCUCGACGCGAGCAUCCCGAGGACGAGCGGCAACAAGGCCGAGAACGCCGUCUAA
This is a messenger RNA of Colletotrichum karsti, 1260 nucleotides long. RefSeq names its product MFS multidrug transporter. The record is from RefSeq and is a predicted model, not a curated record. NCBI's taxonomy places the organism in Eukaryota, Fungi, Ascomycota, Sordariomycetes, Glomerellales, Glomerellaceae. Bases 1 to 1260 code for a protein of 419 amino acids. Gene Ontology annotation, molecular function: transmembrane transporter activity. The transcript has a single exon. Gene Ontology annotation, biological process: transmembrane transport.